Pelagomonas calceolata is the source of this 758-nucleotide messenger RNA. The record is from the annotation of a GenBank genome assembly. Lineage: Eukaryota; Pelagophyceae; Pelagomonadales; Pelagomonadaceae.
CCCCACCCGCCGCCGCCACACUGUGACCGGUAGGCCAUCAGACGACUUGGGACACACGCGUAGUGACCCUCGCACGCCUCACACACGCUCUGCCGCACAUCACCGCCGCGAGGGGCAGCCCUUGGACAAGGAGCCCAGCACAACCGCGCCACCGCGCGCAGCGCAAUCGAAGAACAACGAUGGCGGCCCAGGUCCACUGCAUCGGCUGUUUAGAGACCGGCGCCGACUUCCCGAGCGAAGCGUAUGGGUUGCAGAUGCGCUGGAGUCUCGAGCGGUCGGACGAUUGGCAAUUACUUGAGGGUGCUGGAGAAGGGACCUCUCAAAUACAUAUGAGUAAAGGAGCCGACCCGCUGUGUACGUUUGACCAUCCUCUCGACGUGCGGCUGCAUUGCGAUGCUUUAGCGAAGGCCGCGGCGCCGCGGAUCAAGGUCGAGGUCUAUCAACUGGACGAACUGGAUCGGUUAGAUAUCGCGGGCUACGGCAUGGUCCACCUCCCGCUCUCAACGGGCACGCACGCCCUCGAGAUCCACUGCUGGCGGCCCGCCGGGAGCUGGUACGAGAAUUUGAGUGCGAAAUUUAUCGGUGGGUAUCCUCGACUGGUGCGACCGCAACUGGUCGUGAGUGCGGCCGAAAGGUUCGGCAUGGCCACGGAGACGACGGGGACCAUUUAUUGCACGCUGAACGUCUUCGUGGUGGACUUACAUGGAGAGGUCGAAGAGGAAGAGGGUGUGGAGGAGUCUAAGGAAUAAUAAAAACAC